AUGUCCGAGAAUAAACGGGAUAUCCAGAUAUCCAAGGCGCUGGCAUACCUUCUGCGUCAUGGAGCUGUCAAGGAAGGCCUUCCCAUAGACAACAAUGGUUACGUCUCCAUUGAUCUUUUGCUUCGACACAACAGGCUGAAAAGCUUGCAUUGCACGCUACAAGAUGUUGAACGAGUGGUGGCCAACAAUGCCAAGAAACGGUUUCAUAUUCAAGCUUUCCAAGACGGCCAAACGGCCAUCUGUGCCACACAGGGCCAUUCUCUCGCGCAAGUGACUCCAUCGGACGAAUUCCUUCAUAAAGUCUGCGUCCAAACGGAGCUCCCAUCGAAACUCGUACACGGCACCAGCUUCAGCAGUUUGAAACUCAUACUGCAAUCCGGCUUUCUUAAAAAAAUGCGCAGAAACCACAUCCAUUUGGCGGCCGGUGUCACUGGCUCCGACGACAACGUGGUCAGUGGCAUGCGAGUCUCCAGCAAUGUGUUCAUCUACCUGAAGGUGAAGGAGCUGUGUGAAAGACUUCAAGUGUUCAGAUCUUUGAAUAAUGUCUAUCUGACGCCCGAGGAUAUACCAAUCGAUUUGUUUCAAUGCGUGGUUUUGAUUGGCAGCGAAAAGAGCAAAUCUACUGUCCACGAAUUAAAACUGGCCUUAGAGCAGCUUCAUGUUCCAUGCGAAGUGUCUGAGGGUUGA
This is a messenger RNA of Lachancea sp. 'fantastica', 687 nucleotides long. Lineage: Eukaryota; Fungi; Ascomycota; Saccharomycetes; Saccharomycetales; Saccharomycetaceae. The record is from the annotation of a GenBank genome assembly.